AUGGGAAGAUUCUCCGCGUUUCUGGGGCUUGCGGCCGUAAUUCUCGCUGUAUUGUCGCUCUCCACGUUCUCGACCGAAUGCGUUGGUCAAGAUUCACGGUCAAUUACUGGAAUCGACGGCAGCAAUGAGCUGGCAGAUUCCGCAUCUGUCGGCAGCCGUCGGAUCUCGUCGGGCCAACGGUGGCUGUUAGCUGCUGCGGAUGACGAGGAGGAGGCAGAAGGCGGGGAUGACGAAUCUGCCGGCGCGCGGGAUAAGGAUUCCGACGAUAAGGCGGAAUCUGCUGCAUCGGAGGAGGAGGAGGAGAGCGAAGAAGAAGCUCCCGUAAAGAAGAAAACCGCCGUGAAAAGGGCACUGACUAAGACGAAAUUGAAGAAGAAAGUCGAGAUUGAAGAGGCGGGGGAAGAGGCAGAUGAAGAGGCUGAGAAGCCAACUCCUGGAACAAAGAGGAAGAGCUCUUUGCUGAAAACGAAGAGGAAGAGCGAGGAUGCGGAUGAGGAGGAGACGGAGGCGGAAGAGAAGGGGGUGGAGGUCGGGACAGGUGGGGGUGGUGGGAGCCAAGAGACGGACGCGGAGGAGGAGGAUUCGGCGGAGGAGGAGACGCCGAAGAAGAGCAAGGCGUUGAAGGUGACGGCGACGGGUGGGUUGAGUAAGAAGAAGCGCGGUGCUGCUGCUGCUGAGGAGGAGGAGGAGAAGGAGGAAGGUGGGGACGAGGGAGGAGAGGAAGAGGAAACCACAAGCGUGAAGUCGAAGAAGAGCGUCAAGAAACCCUCUGCUGCUGCUGCCGCUGCGGAUGAGGAAGAGGAAGAGGAGAAGGAUGGCGCGGUGGGUGGGAAGAAGGCCGGUGGGGAUGAGACCGAGGCUGCUGAUGCAGACGCUGACGCGGACGACGCGGAGACGGACGGAGAUGCCGGUGGUGGCGCUAAGGCGAAGAUUAGCAAGGUUGUCAAAACAAAGAGCAAGGCGGCGGCGGCGGAAGAGGAGGAGAGCACGGCGGACGAGGCAGGGGGAAACGAGGGAGCGGCGGAAGAGGCGGCGGAGGAUGCUGCUGGCGGGAAAACAAAGGGCGGAGUGGGCAAGGAGUCGGAGGAGGGGUCUAGCGAUGGUGGGGAGGAGGAAGAGGAGGAAGCGAGAGUGGUUAAAAAGACACCGAAGACUGCGAAAAAGGUGGUGGAGGAGGAAGAGGAAGGGGCGGCGGCUGCUGCUGGGGGCGAGGGGGAGGGAGAAGGAGAAGGAGAAGGAGAAGAAGUGGUAGAGGAAAAGGGAGUGGGAGGUGGAGAGGGAGUGGGCCGAGGCAGCGGAUCUAAGGGUUCUGUGGGAAAGAAAGCGGUAGCGGAAGAGGAGGAGGAAGAGGCCAGUGGCGGUAAAUCUGCCGGUGGUGAGGUGGAGGGUGAGGGAGAAGCGGCGGAUAAGGUUGCUGACGAUGGUGGCAGCGCUGCUGCCGGCUACCGCAGCCCGCCGCAGUGGCCGGAGAGCCGUGACUGGGCGUGGUACGCGAACGUGCCGUACAAGCACCUGACGGAGGAGAAGGCGGGGCAGAACUGGGUGCGGUACGAGCAGCAGCAGCAGAAGUUUGUGUUUCCGGGCGGCGGGACGAUGUUUCCCAAGGGCGCGGAUGCGUAUGUGAAGGGGCUGGGGAAGCUGAUUGCGGACUUUGGGAACGGGUCUGUGCGCACCGUGGUGGACACUGGAUGCGGGGUGGCGAGCUUCGGAGCGGCACUGCUGAGCCACAACAUGGUGGCCAUGUCGUUCGCCCCGCGCGACACGCACGAGGCGCAGGUGCAGUUCGCGCUGGAGCGCGGUGUGCCCGCCAUGCUUGGCAUCAUGGCCACCAAGCGCCAGCCGUAUCCGGCCAGGGCGUUCGAUCUCGCGCAUUGCUCCCGCUGCCUCAUCCCGUGGUCCAUUGAAGGCGGGCUGUACCUGAUAGAAGUCGACCGACUCCUCCGCCCCGGCGGCUACUGGGUGCUGUCAGGCCCGCCGGUGGACUGGCAGCACCACAACAAGCACUGGGGCAAACCAGAAUCCGAGAUGCACGCACAAGAAGACGGCAUCAUCGCCGUCGCCACCGCGCUCUGCUGGCGAAAGGUCGGGCAGAAGGACGCCGUGGCCGUGUGGCAGAAGCGCGCGGAUGACUCGUGCUUCGCUGGGAAGAAAGGCGAGGCGAGGAGGAGGAGGUUGCGGGAGCUCGUGGGGGAGGGGGCUGCACGGCGCGUGCUGGCAGGAGCGGGAGGAGGAGGAGGGGGGGUGGUGGAUGGGGCAGUGGCGGAUUUGCGGCUGGAGCUUUGUCCUGAGUCGGACAAUCCCGAUGACGCCUGGUAUACCCCCAUGAAGCGCUGUGUCUCCCGCGCCCCGCUCUCCUCCUCUGCUCCCCUCGCGCCCUGGCCCAAGCGCCUCGCUCAAGCCCCCCCGCGCAUCAAGCGCGCCGCCGCCGCCGCCGCCGCCGCUGCCGCUGCUGACGGCGCCGCCGCGGCGAACAGUAAACCCCUCGUUAAGAGGUUUCUGAACAGCCUGCGCAGGUGGACGAAGCGCGUGGCGUGGUACAAGGAGGCAGUUCUGCCCGCCCUGGGCCAGGGCAGAUACCGCAACAUCAUGGAUAUGAAUGCUGGCAUCGGGUCGUUCGCAGCUGCUCUUGCGGGGGACCCGGUGUGGGUGAUGAACGUGGUUCCUGUGGAGACGCCCGCGGAGGUUGGGGAGCAGGCGCGGAAGGCAGGGAAGGGGGAGGAUGGGGUGGGCGCGGCAGGGCUGCCAGGGUACCAGUGGAGGGUGUCUGCUAAGACUGAAGCUUUGGGACUGCCGCCGGGAGAGGCGCUGGGGGUUAUCUAUGAGAGAGGCCUGAUUGGCACGUACCAGGACUGGUGUGAGCCGUUCUCCACCUACCCCCGCACCUACGACCUCAUCCAUGCCGCGUGGCUCUUCUCUGCCCUCUCCAAAAGGUCUAUACACCUUGGUUCAAUCCAUCCAUCCCCUGCUCCCUCGAAGUUCAACUCUCUCACUCCCUCUUUCUCCCGCCCUCCCACCAGGUGUGACGUGCAGGUGGUGCUGAUGGAGAUGGAUGGUGUGCUCAGGCCAGAAGGAGCAGUCAUCUUCCUUUGA
Molecule: messenger RNA, 3090 nt
Organism: Closterium sp. Yama58-4
Lineage: Eukaryota; Viridiplantae; Streptophyta; Zygnematophyceae; Desmidiales; Closteriaceae
Source: the annotation of a GenBank genome assembly